AUGCGGGACACGAAAUUUCCACCUAGUUUUGAAGCAAAGGUGGAUAUGAAAAAAGUGAAUAUUGAGGUACUAAAGCCUUGGAUAGCUAAUCGGUUAAUCGAGCUUAUAGGAUUUGAAGAUGAGGUAGUGAUUGAUUUUGUGUAUAGCAUGCUAGAGGAGGCUGUCGAAGCAUCGAAAAGCACAGAUUCGCAUAAUGAAGUAGCUCUAGAUCCUAAAAAAGUUCAACUCAAUCUUACAGGGUUUCUGGAGAGCAAGGCGUCUGAAUUUACGGAAGAACUGUGGAUGUUGAUAUUAUCAGCUUCCCAAAAUCCCUAUGGAAUACCUGAAAAAUUCAUUCAGGAGAAGAAAGAAGAACUCUCUAAACUUCGGCUGAAGAGCAUACUUCCAGAGAAGGUCGAUAUCGUGAUGUUAGGGAAAGGCCAGGAACCCGGCCGAGACGAGAACCUCGAAAAUUUACGCGAAGAGAACAGGAAGGAUCAUCUUAUGAGAGAGAAAGGUCACCACGUCGAUAUCGUAACAGCAGGUAUGAGAAUGAUCCCUAUGAGCGCCCGUAUUCAGAUCGUCACAGUUCACGGAGCUACCGUUCUUCUCAUCGUCCAAGGACUAGUCAUAGAAGGCAUGAAGAUUUCGAUGAAUUUGGAAGAUCAAUACCUUCUGAAAGACGAGAUUCUGGUUACUAUUCCAGGAGACAGAGAAGCCGUUCACCUUAUGACAGUGAAGAAGAAAGGUUUUCUGGAAGAUAGAUUCCAAAAUUAG
This is a messenger RNA of Schizosaccharomyces cryophilus OY26, 756 nucleotides long. Its product is annotated as splicing coactivator SRRM1. Gene Ontology annotation, molecular function: RNA binding. Gene Ontology annotation, biological process: regulation of mRNA splicing, via spliceosome; mRNA processing. The record is from RefSeq and is a predicted model, not a curated record. Gene Ontology annotation, cellular component: spliceosomal complex. Bases 1 to 756 code for a protein of 251 amino acids. The transcript has 3 exons. Lineage: Eukaryota; Fungi; Ascomycota; Schizosaccharomycetes; Schizosaccharomycetales; Schizosaccharomycetaceae.